This is a messenger RNA of Cynara cardunculus var. scolymus (artichoke), 861 nucleotides long. RefSeq lists its product as uncharacterized. NCBI's taxonomy places the organism in Eukaryota, Viridiplantae, Streptophyta, Magnoliopsida, Asterales, Asteraceae. Gene Ontology annotation, molecular function: protein binding. The record is from RefSeq and is a predicted model, not a curated record. Bases 1 to 861 code for a protein of 286 amino acids. The transcript has a single exon.
AUGGAGAAAGUGAAAUUGAUGUGCAGUUAUGGCGGAAAGAUUCAUCACCGCCCUCAUGACCGCCAACUCUCUUACGUCGGUGGCGAUACUAAGAUUUUAACAAUCGAUCGCAACAUCAAUUUCUCCAACUUGCUCGCCAAAUUGAACGCUCUUUGCGAUUAUUAUUACGAAAUUCGAUUGAAGUAUAAGUUACCUGGACAGGAUCUCGAUGCUUUGAUUUCCAUUUUCGAUGACGAUGACGUCGAGAACAUGAUGUUUGAGUACGAUCUCCUCCGUCGCAUUUCGGCCACACCUCCGAGGCUACGUUUGUUCGUUUUUUUCCAGAUGGCGACGACGACGACGACGCCUGUCGCUUCCAGGUCGGUGAAUCCUGAUUUUUUGUUCGGUUUCGAUAAGGAGUAUUCGCUUAAUUAUACGACAGUCGUGAAAAAUCCUGAAGAUAAGGAUACGGUCGUUUCACCACCGGAGAAUGUCGGUAUCGCCGAUGGCGUUCAGAAGCAGAUUCAGGAAAUUCCGGUGCCGGUUCUGGAUAACCGUACGAUGACACAUGGUAGCUACGUUUUUCCGACUCCGUUUGUGUAUCGAGCACCAAUGCCUUCAAGCGGAUAUUUCCAGGCUGGAGAGUACAGAGGAGUUGGUAACCGGGAACAACCGGUGGUGUAUAGUUUUAUUCCUGGUGGUAACAGGGAACAGCCGGUGGGUUAUGGUUUUAUUCCGGUAGUUGCUCAAGAACAACCGAAUAUUCCAAUGAGUGGGAGUCCGCUAAGCUACGACGCAGCGAGAGGGGAGUCACAACUUCCAACGGUGAUGAUGGGAGCUACGUGUAAUCAUGAUGGCACUGGGGCCCAGCAUGAUGCUUGA